CCGCGAUUCAAAGUCAAGAGUUUAAUCCCGAGUCAGGUCCACGAGAGACGGACACAGAGAGGCCGGAGGAGCCGCCGAAGUGACCCAGAGGAGAGGUGACAGUGCCGGAUACAGAAAGGCCGGGGAAGCCGCCGAAGUGACCCGGAGGAGAGGUGACAGUGUCGCAUACACUGAGGCCGGAGGAGCCGACGAAGUGACCCGGCGCGGAGCUCAGAGGGGUCGGGUACACAGAGGCCGGAGGAGCCGCCAAAGUUGACCGAGGUGGAGCUCAGAGGAUCGGACGCACAGAGGCCGGAGGAGCCGCUGAAGUACGCCGGAGUGGAGCUGCGUGUCUGAGCCAUGUUUUUCUAACGGACCGCGGUGUGAAGUGGAUCCCACCUGCAGCUGACACCAACACCGACGCAGGAUGAAUGGACACGAAGCUCCGCCCCUCGCCUCCGGCGUCUACGGCUCCUAUGGCUCACACAUCAAUGGAAACGACUCAGAGCCUCAGAAACAAAAAGUCAAAUCUCGUGCCAAAGCUCUGUACGAACAAAGGAAACAUUUCACCAAAAACAGCAUCAACGGUUUGACGGACACGUCGCAGUAUCACGUGGAGCACCUGACCACGUUCUUGUUGGACCGUAAAGACGGGAUGAUCACGGUGGACGACGGCAUCAGACGUCUCCGCCUGCUGGACGCCAAAGGAAAAGUCUGGACUCAGGAGAUGCUGCUGCAGGUGGAGGAGAAGAGCGUGAGCCUCAUCGACCACGAAACCAAGAACGAGCUGGAGAACUUCCCGAUCGGGACGGUGCAGCACUGUCAGGCCGUGAUGAACGCCUGCAGCUACGACUCCAUCCUCGCUCUGGUUUGUAAAGAGUCGGGUCAGAACAAACCCGACCUGCACCUGUUCCAGUGCGACGACAUCAAGGCUAAUCUGAUCCACGCCGACAUUGAAAGUGCCAUGAUCGAUGCCAAAGGAGGCAAAGUCAAGAAACGACCUGAGGCUCUGAAGAUGAUCCUGAAGAGCGACGGCGUCAUCCCGCCUCCCCCUCCCGCUCCCGCCCCCGAACCCCCGACGGCGUCCAAUCAGGUGGACGUGAAGAGCCGAGCGGCCGCCUGGUCGGCCUGGACCAAUGAGCAGCAAGACUACGAGAAGCAGCAGCAGCAGCAGCAGCAGCGCCGUCUCUCAGAGGACGAUGGACCCGUGGAGAUGACGGCGGCUAGAGUGGACCGAGACGUGCAAAUCCUGAACCACAUCCUGGACGACGUGGAGUUCUUCGUCACCAAACUUCAGAAAGCUGCCGAGGCUUUUAACGAACUCAACAAGAGGAAGAAGGUGAAGAAAGGCAAGAAGAAAAGUCCAGGAGAGGGCGUCCUGACGCUGCGCUCCAAACCCCCCAGUGAGGACGAGUUUGUCGACUGCCUGCAGAAGUUCAAACACGCCUUCAACCAGCUGGCCAAACUUAAGGAUCACAUCCAGAAUCCCAGCUCCGAGGAUCUGGUUCACUUCCUGUUCACGCCGCUUAGGAUGGUGAUCCAGGAGUCGGGCGGCGUGGAUCUGGCCCGCGGCGUCGUGGUUCCUCUCCUGACCAGGGACGCCAUCGACUUCCUGCACGCGUCCGGAACGCCCGAGGAGAGACACCUGUGGGUUGCCCUGGGAGACGGGUGGACGAAAAGCAGGUUGGAGUGGCCUAAGGAUCACUUCUUCCCUCCGUGUCCACUGAGGUUCCGCGACGGCUGGGAGCCGCCGGCGUUGCCGGGGGUGACACCGAGUCGCGAACGGGAGCUGACGCAGCUCGCCGAGAGUCUCGUCAAUGCCGACGUCCAGAGGCAGGAGGAGCUUGCGACGAGGCUGGCGCAGGAGCAGGUGGCGCUGCAGUCGUAUCCUUCCUCCGACGGGUACGUCUUCUCCGACUCCGCCCACAAACGCACGCAGACCCUGGAUCGCGACACGGCUGUGGCUGCUUUCAAACACGCCGUCAGCCGCCGUGUCGACCGAGGUUUUGAGUCCCUCCAACCAACAGUUUUUGCCAAAUCCAAAUACGACUUUGUGGCACGAAACAACACCGAACUGUCCGUCCUCAAAGACGAGGUCGUCGAGGUCCUUGACGACAGGAAGCAGUGGUGGAAAGUUCGUAACGGUGAAGGAGCGCUGGGCUACGUGCCAAACAACAUCCUCGACGUCACCAAAGCGGUGGACGUGACCGGCCGUGCCGAGCCCGUCUACAGCCACACGAUCCAGCUUAUGAUGCCAAAGAAGGAGUUUGAGUUGUUUAAGCAAUUACUGGGCGAGUUGAACGAGAAACAAACCAACAGAACUGACCACAUAGGCAGUAAACACGCCGCAACGCCAACGCCUCCUGCCCCCACUCCGCCGCCACCAGGCCCCGCCCCCAUCGCCAGGCUCCCCACGCCGCCACUGCCUCCUCCUCCGGCCACUGAACCCGCCAAAGAGGCCACGAGCAGCAGUGUCAGCCGCCAGAACAGCACCACGUCCAGUGAGCAAGGCAGCGUCGCCAUGAGGGACCACAACCCUAGACCGACACAGUUCAGCCGCAGGAAAUCCAACAUGGAGGAGGUUCAGGACGAGCUGCUGCACAGACUGACUCUGGGUCGCAGCACGCAGAAGAAGUUUCCAGGUCCGUGUCGCGGCGCCAACGCGGCGUCCGUCAACAUCACGUAUGAUUCGACGCCCGCGGACGUUAAAUCGUGGUUGGACGCCAAAGGCUUCAGCGCCGUCACCAUCGCCAGCCUCGGUGUCCUGACCGGCGCUCAGCUGUUUUCCCUCAACAAAGACGAGCUGAAGACGGUUUGUCCCGACGACGGCGCUCGGGUCUUCAGUCAGGUGACGGUGCAGAAGGCGGCGCUGGAGAAAGCCGCGGGCUCUGAGCUCCAGGAGAUCAUGAGGAGGCGUCAGGAGAAACUCACGGCGAGCACCUGUGACUCGGGGGUGGAGUCUUUUGAUGAAGGCAGCACCCAUUGAUCUCCUUCCUUCCUUCCUUCACUUUUUUUGCUGCUUUUACUGCUGUUUUUUUUUUCCUACGUUUUUUUUCUUGCUCUUCACCUCCAGGCGGCGGCCGACCACGCUGAGUUUGUGGAGAUCAUGCGGCGACGACAGGAAGUCCUUGUCUCGUCUCCGUAGGAACAACAUCAACAACAACAAGAACAACAAAAGGACGAUGUUUGGACCAAUAAGUGAACGUUUGCAUCAGUAAUGUGUCCCUGAUGUCGACACCAAAUUUUAGUUUUGUUUUCAAUCCACAGCAAAACUGUUAAGUGAAGUAAAUUAAGAUUAAUAUAAAUAAAUAAAAUAUCUGAGUCAAUGAAUCCUGAAAAUAAGAUUCUAAAUUUAGAAAAUAAAACAUUCUGUGUCUCUGAGAUUAGUAACUGAUGUUGACUCCCAAAGAGGGAGGAGCUUAAAAAAAUGUGGGGAAAAAAAAACUGAAUAGUAAAAUCUAAAUUUACAUUUGGUCCAAGAUAAAUGUUCUAUUCAUAGUAAAUAAUCUUUUAAUGUUUAUUGUUAAAACAAAAGUUUCAGUUAUUUAUUCAAGAUAAUUCUAUUAAACCUAAAUACUCUCUUAAUUUAUCGUCACGUGAUUUAGACCUGGAUUACGAUGUUGGAUGUUGAUCAGCAGCGUUUUUUUUUGUUUUGUUUUUUACACGUAAUCAUUUAAAAUUAGUGUUCAAACCCGAAAAAUCUGCUCACUUUAACAUUUUUGCUUCAGGCCCCGCCCACAUUGGUCAGAUUGGUCAUUGUAGCCCCGCCUCCCUCAGAGUUCAUGCUGGUUCAUGAAUGACCGGCGAGUAUCGCGAUAAUUAAAAAAAAAAAAAAAUCUGACUGAAAAUGGGGAUUUAAAUCACACAGUCGUCUGCAAACAAGCGAAUGCGACCUGAACUCACUGUGCCGUCGAUUGUAAACGGAGAAAGUUUUAGUCGGAACUGUAGCACAAAACUGUAACAACGGUAAUAACAAUGUAAUAAUAAUAACGAACCGUAGCUAAAUCAAUGCUGUAAAUGAGAAAUGACAAACGUGUUUGUAGUGAACUGUCCCUUUAAAGUUUAAAUGGACACUCUUAGAAGUCGAUCAGAGAUAAAAAAAAAACGCAGUGAAAGCAUUUGUGUCUAGUUUUCAUGGUGCCUUUUCCAUUUCAAACUGAUCAUCCUGCAAUAAAAGUUUUACAAAAAUCA
This is a messenger RNA of Solea solea (common sole), 4170 nucleotides long. RefSeq names its product epidermal growth factor receptor pathway substrate 8a (gene eps8a). The record is from RefSeq and is a predicted model, not a curated record. Gene Ontology annotation, molecular function: actin binding. Gene Ontology annotation, biological process: Rho protein signal transduction; regulation of Rho protein signal transduction; positive regulation of ruffle assembly. The transcript is spliced from 23 exons. Bases 407 to 2965 code for a protein of 852 amino acids. Gene Ontology annotation, cellular component: plasma membrane; ruffle membrane; vesicle. NCBI's taxonomy places the organism in Eukaryota, Metazoa, Chordata, Actinopteri, Pleuronectiformes, Soleidae.